Messenger RNA from Talaromyces proteolyticus, 2053 nucleotides. Its product is annotated as putative 1,3-beta-glucanosyltransferase. Gene Ontology annotation, cellular component: cytoplasm; fungal-type cell wall. The transcript has 2 exons. The coding region runs from base 234 to 1820 and encodes 528 amino acids. Gene Ontology annotation, biological process: fungal-type cell wall (1->3)-beta-D-glucan biosynthetic process. Gene Ontology annotation, molecular function: 1,3-beta-glucanosyltransferase activity. The record is from RefSeq and is a predicted model, not a curated record. Lineage: Eukaryota; Fungi; Ascomycota; Eurotiomycetes; Eurotiales; Trichocomaceae.
GGCCAACGUCCUCAAUUUCUCUCCUCGUUCUGUUUUGGACUUCGUUCUUGCGUUGUUGAAUUUGUCGCUGCGCGCUGUAGCUGUAUGCUUCGCAUUUCUUCAUAGUCUCUCGUUAUACUAUCGUUACUAUUAAUAUUCUCUGUACUUUGUUCCUACUUCCUUCUUUAUCCUUUCUCGCCGCUCGCUCAGGGGGAUUUAAUCGUGUACUGGACAUUUAUCAGCUUCACAGCGCAAUGAAGUCGUCUAUCCUCGCUGCUGGCGCUUUCCUCGCCGGAAGCGCCUUUGCUUCCACUGCGUUGGACCCCGUCAUCUCCUAUGGAAGCAAGUUCUUUUACAAGACCAAUGGCACCCAGUUCUACAUCCGCGGUGUUGCUUACCAGGAACCUGUCACCGCCACGACCACCUCCACCUUCAUCGAUCCGUUGGCAGACAUCUCGACCUGUAAACGUGAUAUUCCUUAUUUGACCGCUAUCCGCACCAACACCAUUCGUGUAUAUGGCGUGCAAGCCAACAGUUCCCACGACGACUGUGUCAAUGCCUUUGCCGCCGCUGGCAUUUACAUCAUUGUUGAUUUGGGCUCCCCUACCGACUCGAUCAACCGUAACUCACCCUCCUGGGAAACGAGCCUGUAUACGCGCUACACUGAAGUUAUCGACGCCUUUGCCAACUACACCAACGUCAUUGGAUUCUUUGCUGGCAAUGAAGUCUCGAACUCGGUCAACACUACCGCUGCGAGCGCUUUCGUCAAAGCUGCCGUUCGCGACUCCAAGGCUUACAUCAAACAAAAGGGCUACGGGAAGGGUGUUGGCUACGCUGCUGCCGAUGUUACUGAUAUCCGUGUUCAGUUGGCCGAUUACUUUAACUGCGGUACUGCUGACGAAUCUGUCGACUUCUUUGGUGACAAUGUCUACGAAUGGUGCGGUACCACUGCUACAUACAAGUCUUCCGGCUACAACGACAUCAACUCGGACUUUUCCAACUACUCGGUUCCCUACUUCUUCGCCGAGUACGGCUGCAACAAGGUCCAACCCCGUACUUUCACCAACAUCGAAGCUAUGUACGGUCCUGACAUGGAGGACAUGCUUAACGGCGGUAUUGUCUAUGAAUACUUCCAAGACACCAACUCAUAUGGUCUCGUUACUACGAGUGGCUCUAGCAUCAAGACGCUUGAUGACUACUCUGCUUUCUCCACUGAGAUCGUCAAGGCCACUCCUACUGGCAUCAACAAAGCCUCUUACACGCCCACCAACACCGCCCUUCGCGCCUGCCCAACUGUCGACGCCAGCUGGCAAGCCGCUUCUGCUCUUCCCCCGACGCCCAACAAGGCUCUCUGCGACUGCAUGUUCAGCAGCUUGACCUGCGUUGUCCAGGACAGCACCUCCACCACCGCCUAUGGCGACCUCUUCAACUAUUUCUACGGCCUUGAUGGCGGAAAGUACGUUACCGGCAUCACCGCUAACGGCACAACUGGUGUCUACGGCGCGUACAGCAUGUGCGAGGACAAGGAGAAGCUCUCCUGGGCCAUGAACGAUUACUACCAGGCCCAGGUUGCCGCCAACAACGCCAACGGUGCCUGCGACUUCAGCAGCAAGGCCUCCACCCAGGCUGCCACCACCACAGGAUCCUGCUCCAGCUUGAUCUCCGCCGUCGGUACUGCCGGCACCGGUUCAGUCAGUGCUACUGGCACCGGCAGCUCCUCCAGCUCGUCCGGCGCCGCAUACCCUGGCUUCGCCCCCACCGCUGUCUUCGUUGGCAAGUGGCAGAUGGGUGCAUACAUCGUGACGGCCCUGCUUAGCGGUGCUGCCAUGCUUGUCCUGUAGUCGGCCUCAUGUUGUGUUUCUCAGCGUCCAGUCAGUCAUUUAGAGAAACUGUUCUAUCUUUACUUUUCGAUGUAUAUUGAGUGACAAAAUUUGGACCUUUAUUUCCUUAUUUAUAUAGUUGGCUUGUGAACAUUACAAUUAUACCGUCUAGUUUUGACCUCGUAAAGCCAGGUAAUUUCUUCUUUGACCAACCUAUUUACAUAAACCCCGUUACAUAGAUAGUCACAGGGGAG